Messenger RNA from Cladophialophora carrionii CBS 160.54, 192 nucleotides. RefSeq lists its product as uncharacterized. The record is from RefSeq and is a predicted model, not a curated record. The coding region runs from base 1 to 192 and encodes 63 amino acids. NCBI's taxonomy places the organism in Eukaryota, Fungi, Ascomycota, Eurotiomycetes, Chaetothyriales, Herpotrichiellaceae. The transcript has a single exon.
AUGCCCCUCGUCGUCCCCGGCAUAACCUCGUCAGGCAACGGAGGAGACUCCUGGACCACCAAGCUCAUGGGCAAGACCCUGGGCGACAAGCACGACGAAACCACGUUCGCCAAGAAAGAUCUGCCGGGCAACCAUCGCGUCGUGGACAGUGAUGGCGGGAUGAUGACCAUGGAUCAUAACCCUGAGAGGUGA